ACAAUGUAAGAACAACGCUGGUAGAUUAUCAGUGCUAUAAACUGAACUGUUUUAUUUUAUGUGGACAUCUGUUCAUCUGGAACACGGAUACGUUUGAUCAGGUUUACAGUGUCAUGGCUGAAUCUGCGUGGUGGAAACGGUCCUUCUUGAAGAAGAAGUCUUCUGAGUCCAAGGUGCUUUACGAGAUCCCAGCUGAGCAUGGAAGCAACACUGGCAACAAAGAUCCAUCCAGCCCUCAUCACACAGAAAUUACGGACAGUGAGCUAGACGCCAAGCUGGAAAAGAUUGUGGACAAAUCUGGCAUCAAGGGCCAUAAUGUUAAAGUCUCACACUCUGGUCGUUUCAAAGAGAUGAAGAGGAUUCGAGCCACUCUGGCUGAAAAUGCAAGUAUUUUCAGUGAAAACAACAGAACUGUUGAGGACUGCGUGGUGGAGAAAUAGGACAUAAUCUUAAACAGGUGGUAUUUUUAAUAGACAAACACACUCCUGCUUGUUAACUGGCACAUGUAGGAAGAAUACACAAAGUGGAAUAAUGACUGAUACAUUACUGAAAAGCAUCCUCGUUUUACUUAAGCAGUCAUAACAUCAGGGCAGUUACAAACACAAAAGUAAUUCAUUUCAUGGGUAUAAUUUCUAAACUCCAUUCUAGAAAAAAUAUUGACUUGGAUUUUGGCAUGGAAUAUUUUGUCUGCAUUGUUUUACAUACACUCUACUGCCAAAAGUAUUCACUCACCCAUCCAAAUCAUUGAAUUCAGGUGUUCCAUUCACUUCCAUGGCCACAGGUGUAUAAAACCAAGCACCUAGGCAUGCAGACUGCUUCUACAAACAUUAGUGAAAGAAUGGGUCGCUCUCAGGAGCUCAGUGAAUUCCAUUGUGGUAUCGUGAUAGGAUGCCACCUGUGCAACAAGUCCAGUCGUGAAAUUUCCUCGCUACUAAAUAUUCCACAGUCAACUGUCAGUGGUAUUAUAAUAAAGUGGAAGUGAUUGGGAACGUCAGCAACUCGGGCCACAAAGUGGUAGGCCACGUAAAAUGACAGAGCGGGGUCAGUGGAUGCUGAGGCGCAUAGUGCACAGAGGUCGCCAACUUUCUGCAGAGUCAAUCGCUACAGACCUCCAAACUUCAUGUGGCCUUCAGAAUAGCUCAAGAACAGUGUGUAGAGAGCUUCAUGGAAUGGGUUUCCAUGGCCGAGCAGCUGCAUCCAAGCCUUAUAUCACCAAGCGCAAUGCAAAGCAUCGGAUGCAGUGGUGUAAAGCACGCCACCACUGGACUCUAGAGCAGUGUAGACAUGUUCUCUGUAGUGACGAAUCACGCUUCUCUGUCUGGCAAGCCGAUGGACGAGUCUGGGUUUGGCGGUUGCCAGGAGAACAAUACUCGUCUAGCUGCAAAGGGUGGGCCGACAUCAUAUUAAACCCUAUGGAUUAAGAAUGGGAUGUCACUCAAGUUCAUAAGCAUGUGAAGGCAGAUGAGCGAAUAAUUUUGGCAAUAUAGUGUAACUGAUAUAUGGUUUAAUUUGUUAAUUCAGCAAACGCAUAUGAUUUCUAGAGACAAAAAAACUUAAAUCAACUGAACAGAUUCCAUGUUUUUGUGUUUGGAAAACAAAUUUUGUAAAACUGUUAGAGUAAAUUAAAGGUUUAUUAAUGAA
Molecule: messenger RNA, 1641 nt
Organism: Trichomycterus rosablanca
Lineage: Eukaryota; Metazoa; Chordata; Actinopteri; Siluriformes; Trichomycteridae
Gene: prr15lb
Product: proline rich 15 like b
Exons: 2
Coding region: 114-440 (108 amino acids)
Source: RefSeq, a predicted model, not a curated record